AUGAACGCACCUGACAGCCCAAAAAGGCGAUAACCAGUUAAAAAGAAAAGAAAAUUCUUCCAGGAGUUCACGCUGACGUCUCCGAGCUCGCUUGCGUUGCCGCGAAACACCUCGUCCAGCUUCAGGAAUAUAAACCUGAUUCCCUUUCGGCAUCGUGCUGAUAGCACUUGGAUAAAGGAGUUAACCUAUGCCUUAGGACCGAGUAACCCAUGA
Messenger RNA from Stylonychia lemnae, 213 nucleotides. NCBI's taxonomy places the organism in Eukaryota, Ciliophora, Spirotrichea, Sporadotrichida, Oxytrichidae. The record is from the annotation of a GenBank genome assembly.